Molecule: messenger RNA, 1428 nt
Organism: Penicillium canariense
Lineage: Eukaryota; Fungi; Ascomycota; Eurotiomycetes; Eurotiales; Aspergillaceae
Product: branched-chain amino acid aminotransferase, cytosolic
Exons: 4
Coding region: 1-1428 (475 amino acids)
Biological process (GO): L-leucine biosynthetic process; L-valine biosynthetic process
Cellular component (GO): mitochondrion
Molecular function (GO): branched-chain-amino-acid:2-oxoglutarate transaminase activity
Source: RefSeq, a predicted model, not a curated record
AUGUUGAAAACAUCCUUAAAGGCUCCACCCGUGCCUAUCUUAUCUGCCGCGUUCCUUCCGGCUAUCAUCGGCGAGUGGAGCGCUAUCAACCAGAUUAUCAGUUUCACCCCGCCGCUGUCAAUUGCAGGGCGUGCGACCAUCCCGGACGUGUCCCUUUUCAAAAAGGAAGGGAGUGUUCGAUUAAACGUCUUCAACUUCAAGGAAAUUCAAAAGUUUCCCAUCACACAUUCGCAAUGGGUUCGGUUUCCCCCUAACGUGGCUGAGCUGGACGGCUCCAACUUCAACAUCACCCGCUCCACUAACUUGCGGGAUGUGCCUCUCCCCGGCUCCCCUGAGGAGCUGAGCCACUCCUACUGCACUGACCACAUGGUCACCGUGCGGUGGACUGUCGGCAAUGGCUGGGAGACGCCCGAGGUCAAGCCUUAUGAAAAUCUGAGCAUCCCACCCACCGCCUCGGUCCUCCACUACGCCACCGAGUGCUUCGAGGGCAUGAAGGUGUACCGCGGCUACGAUGGCAAGCUGCGUCUGUUCCGCCCCGAUUGCAAUGGCGAGCGUCUGAACACCUCUUCCCAGCGGUCCUCGCUGCCGGGCUUCAAGUAUGAUGAGCUGAAGAAGCUGGUUGCCAAGCUGAUGCAGAUCGAUGGCCCACGCUGGCUGCCCAAGGAGCGCCCUGGCUCGUUCCUUUACAUCCGCCCUACUGUCAUUGGCAACGGUCCUCACCUGGGCGUCCAGGUCCCCAAGGAGGCCCUCCUCUUCAUCAUUGCCGUCCCCUGGCCCGAUUUCACCAAUAUGAAGAAGGAAGGCCAGCCUGUUUCCAAGGGUCUCAAGCUCUUCGCCUCCAAUCCCGACAGCAUCCGCGCCUGGCCCGGCGGUUUCGGCUACGCCAAGCUCGGUGCCAACUAUGGCCCAUCUCUGCAGGCUCACGGCAAGGCUCAAGCUAUGGGCUUUGACCAGAUUCUCUGGCUAUUCGGCGAGGAUCGUCAGGUCACCGAGGCUGGCGCCAGCAACUUCUUCAUUAUCUGGCACAACGCCGACACCGGCCGCCUGGAGCUUGUCACUGCUCCUCUGGAGAACCAGCUGAUUCUGCCUGGUGUUACCCGCCGCAGUGUUCUGGAGCUGGUGCGCGAGCGUCUGUCGGAGCAGUCUGUUGGCAAGCUUGCGCCUCUACAGGUUUCCGAGCGGACUCUGACCAUGGCCGAAAUCGAGAAGGCUGCACAGGAGGGUCGUAUUGUUGAGUCGUUCGUUUCUGGCACUGCCUACUUCAUCACCCCUGUUGCCAUGAUCCGCAACAACGACAACGAUAUCAGCACCCUGGGCAAGGACGGUGAGCCUGCUGGCUACGCUGCCCAGAUCAAAUCCUGGUUGGAGGCCAUCAUGUUUGGCAAGGAGGAGCAUGAGUGGGGCUACGUCGUUGAGGAGGAGAAAUAG